ACCGGAGUGAAGCGUGAGGUGUUUCCGGAGCAAAGGAUUUGGGAGGAAUGACGUAUGAGCCUGCGCCCCAGCCUAGCUCCACCUGGCCGCAGGAUCUGGGACUCCAGCCCGAGCCGCAGGCUAAGCCUCGUCCUGUUUUCCUCUGUCCCGGCUGCAGCAGGCCUUACUCCUGGCGUCAGAGCAUGCUCCUGCACUACAAGAACGCUUGUGGAAAAGAACCUCAAUUCCAAUGUCCCCAUUGUCCAUACAGGGCGAAACAGAAAGGGAAUCUGGACAAGCACAUAGAAAUAAAACAUUCAGCUCGCACGCUCACUAUACUCUAAGCAGCUGUCUUAAGAGUCUGCUGUUGAACAUUUGCUGUUUAUUUUUUACGUUCCAAGAGUGAAACAUUUUUCAAACUAACGGUUUUUUUUACCAUCAACAAAAAAUGUCUCUUUAGUAAAAAUUUAAUGUCAAGGUGUUUUGCACUAAUAAUUCUUUUACAGGUACUAAUUGUUAUCAAUCGCUUUUUAUAUGUAUAUCUAUUACAAUAUACUUUAUGUAUUGCUGACAAAUUUAAGCCCAAUUAAUGUUUUAUUAAAUAACACACAUGUUAUUAGAACAUUUUUUACCAUUUUUAAUUUUGAAUUUGAUCAGCAAAGUUGUUAUACAUAAAUUGGUUGCUUUAAUGUUAAGGUUUAAAAUUAAAUAUAGAUUUAACAAACACAGUUCCUAAACGUUUGUAAUUUAAUGCCCUUUCCUGAACUUAAGAGGGUUUGUUAUUGUGCUAGUGAAUACUAUGUAAACAAAUUUUUGUUUAAUGGAAUUUUUACAUUCUUGAUUGUGGGUUUACACCAGGGAAUUAAAAUUCAUAUUGUAUGUCUAUAUUGAAAAUUGAUAUGUGCAUGUUUGAAAAUCAUUGUAGUGGACAUAAUAAUUUAAUAUUUUUGUCAGCUUUAUACUACAUAAAAUCGUUAUUUCGGUAACAAAUCAUAUUUUUUCCCACAAUAUUUAUUGUUCGUUGUUUUGAAGAGCUACUUUGUUACGUUUAUACUAAAAAAUAGUUCAUUAUGUGGUACUAUGUCUCAACUUAUCUGUUUUCUGAUUGUCGUUAAGUGCAAAUUUAUGGAUUAUGUUAUUUAUUAGCUAGAGUAAGUAAGUACUUUUUGAGAUUUUUUUGUAUUUAUCCAUUUGGAGCCUCACUGCCUCUUGUCUAUUAAUUUGUAAUGUACAUAGUGCCAUAAGCUUUAAGUGUUUUUAUAAUACUGACUGAUUAAAAUACAAUUUUGCGAAUAAUUAAGCUGAAUACAUAAACUGUUAUAUGAUUCAGUAUUUAGUUUCUUCCGCGAUUUAUUUUAUAAACAAUGUAAUAUUUAUGUGAUAUUUUGUGCAAUAUGCUUUAUGUACUUGUGGUGCUUGUUAAAUAUUUUUUGUAUCAAUUGUUGUUUUUUACUUAAUAAAUUCUUGUUUUAUGUAA
Messenger RNA from Homalodisca vitripennis (glassy-winged sharpshooter), 1456 nucleotides. Its product is annotated as longitudinals lacking protein, isoforms A/B/D/L-like. Lineage: Eukaryota; Metazoa; Arthropoda; Insecta; Hemiptera; Cicadellidae. The record is from RefSeq and is a predicted model, not a curated record. The transcript has 2 exons. The coding region runs from base 48 to 323 and encodes 91 amino acids.